This is a messenger RNA of Endocarpon pusillum Z07020, 2847 nucleotides long. RefSeq lists its product as uncharacterized. The record is from RefSeq and is a predicted model, not a curated record. The coding region runs from base 1 to 2847 and encodes 948 amino acids. The transcript has 5 exons. NCBI's taxonomy places the organism in Eukaryota, Fungi, Ascomycota, Eurotiomycetes, Verrucariales, Verrucariaceae.
AUGGUUGAAGAGAAGCCGCACUUACGUAACUCUCAGACACACAAUUCUCAUUCCGAAGGACAGCAGCAAAGCCCUGGGUACUACCCAGGACAAAUCAACCAGCACGGCCAGAGUACGCACUAUGGCGGCAGCGCCCCAUCGCAGCAGCAACAAUUCCCAGCACACAGGCCCCACGGCGGAGGUUUCGUACCAGAGCCUCAGCAACAAGCUCCGGCACACAGGCCCCAUGGCGGAGGUUUCGUACCGGAGCCUCAGCAGCAAGCUCCGGCGCACAGGCCCCAUGGUGGAGGCUUCGUACCUGGACAGCACAGCCCUGUGAGUGGAAACUACAACAGCACGUCAGCAGAGCAGCAGCAUGGGCAGGGUCAGGGCCAAGGUCAGGACAGGUGGCAGUACAUUGAUGCUGCGUCGAAACAGGCGAUGGGUCCAUCAUAUGAGAGAUCUUCGACAUCAAAGGGACCUUCGUCGGAUACAAUGCCCAAGCAUAGUGAGCUUAAGCCUAGUGAGCUUGGGCCAAGUCAAACCGUACUUGCUCAAUAUGUUCCCCCUCGGAAGUAUCAACGGGGAUAUUGGAAUAUCUGGAACGAUCGCAACAUGUGGCGAUGGAAGUUUCCCAACGCGUACCAGAUGCCAGGCUUGAGAUUUGAAUCAUAUGAACUGAUCCGGCACCGAGACGUCCUGCAACGUGUCUUAGAUAGCCCUGAAGACGACCGCUAUCUCAGUCCUACCGACGGUCAUUUGAGCAAGCUUGUGGUCCAGGCGGUAGAUGACGUUUAUGACACUCGUGCAAGAUCGACUUGGAGACGGACCUUCAUGCGCGACGUCAGCCCCCUAAUGGUACGGAUAGCAAAUUGGGCAAUCAACUCAGUUCCAUUGGACAAAGCACACUGGAGUGGAGAGGAUUGGGCACUCGUCAGUGCCAAGUGGUUGCUGGCUUGCGUUUUGCUGAUGGGCGUGAUGCCUGUUCCGACUCCCGGAGAAGGCGAAAUCCGGAACCGAGGCUGGUACGACCCCUUCCCCUAUCGUUUCUGGGGGUAUGCCAAGUAUUGGCGAAAUCUGCAUGAGAAUGAAACCAAAACUGGCAACGCAGACGAAGAGCAUCGGCGUGCUCAACAGAGAAUCAAAAAUCAAGAAAUCGGAUUGGAGAAAGAGCUUUCGGAGGAAGAUGGGGGACUCAAUCCGGUCGACGACCGCCUCCUCCAGCCCAGAUACCUUUGCUUCUUGGACACAAGUCAGACGCAGAUGCCGGCCACCCCAAUGAAAGUUGAGGAUUGGAAAGCGCGAGAGCCAUCUGCCACUCAGCCAGAAUACAUGUUCAUUGCGUACACGGCGGAGCAGUUCCGAGGACUCAAGGAUCUGCAAGCUCUCGCACAGCUGGCUGAAAGAGCAACCAGAGAGGCAGGGCUCUCGGCGUACUGGAUUGGAUCCAGCUGCAUGCCGGAUGAGCAGGAACUGGAGCAAGACGUCUAUCGCAUCAGCGAUGUGAUCCGUGGCGCCAAAGCCAUGGCCAUCAUCGUGGGUCACCCCGUCAACAACAGAAGCGAAAACUUCUCGCCCGAAGAUCUCCUUAAACAAUGGGGAAGACGCAUGUGGACUUUACCUGAAGCGCUUCUUAGCCCCAGAGGAAACUCUAUCAAGAUCUACAGCCGCGUUACCGACGAGCCGUGGGAAAUCUUGAAGGCCAACUUUGCCCACAUUGUCUGGCAUGAUGCGCCUUGGACCAGACAGCUCAUGGACCACUACGAAGGUACCUUGAUUCUCAGUCCUCUUGAGCUCGUCGUCCUCGCCUUGCGAUGCCUCAACACUCGUGACGUCGAUCGCGAGACGCACUUCCCUGGAGAUCUGUCUUACGUGCUGAUGGGUCUGCUGCGACGUAGGCCCCGAGCCAAUCGUUUCGAUUCUGCCUUUCAAGCGUUUGCCAGGCUUUCGCUUGCCAAUGACAGUAACAAGCUCAUAGAGCGCUUGGUCUGUAUCCAUCCAAAGAACCCAGACCAAACAUGGUCAUGUACAGAAGACGCCUGGAACGUGCAGCUAUGGGAUAUUUAUCCGACCAUCCAGGUCGCAGGCGUGGGUCACGACGACACUGUGAUCCUCGAUGGAGCAUUCGGAGCAGCAAUCCGUUGGAAGUCGUUCGCGCCGGUGGCUUAUGCCUCGCAAACUUCCUGGAAGCGAUAUACAGCAAAUCUGGCACUAAGGUCAAGCUCCCUCGUCUUUCUUACCGGUACCAUCCUCUUAGGGAUUGGGGCUCGCGCGGGCGGUACGUUGCGAGCAGUGGGUGUGGCUUUGAUGUUAUUCUCGGUCGCCGUCGUCCUUGCCUCACCGUACCUGGUCCGCGUUCAGUACGGUGGGAAAUUGUGGGACACUCAACCCUGGUUUUUCGGCUUCGAAGGCUACCUAGAUAUCGAAACCAUUGAAUCCCACAUCUUUGGCACGUAUCGCGGUCGCCUAACGUGGUCUCCUUCCAGCAGUCCUCUCUCACGCCAUUACUCCAACGAAUUCGGUGAAUGCAUUGGCUUGGAUCCGACGAGUGAUGUCGAGGUGCGCCGCCUUGUGGAGGAAGCAAGAACAGCAGCAUAUGGGAAGCAGAAGAUCUUUACCUUGGUCGACACUUUUACUUUGCAGGUAACUCUGUUUUCUGCUGUGCGGCCGCCGAUCACUGCGCUGUUGUGUGGGAGUGAGGGAGGCAUGCAGCGUGCUAUUAUGUGCUCGUACGAUGCAAAGACGCAGACGCUGUAUCGCGAGAGCGUGCUACGAAUGGAGACACUUGUUCUCGAGAGGAUGUCUCGAGUCGGUCGGGUUCGCUUUGGUUUCCGCCGGCCUCUUCCGCGCACACAGGAAUCCGCAUGA